Molecule: messenger RNA, 3298 nt
Organism: Pseudogymnoascus destructans
Lineage: Eukaryota; Fungi; Ascomycota; Leotiomycetes; Thelebolales; Thelebolaceae
Exons: 1
Coding region: 492-3128 (878 amino acids)
Cellular component (GO): nucleus
Molecular function (GO): ATP binding; ATP-dependent chromatin remodeler activity; DNA binding
Source: RefSeq, a predicted model, not a curated record
GACCGCGUCAGAAACCACUUUACGCGUCGACGACAUCAGCAUUUUUUGAUAUCAGCGACAUUUUUUGCGGAUUAGAUCUCGUUACUUGGCGAUUUAUCCCAAUCCUUUGUCCCUGAGAGCCUGUUUCUUCUCUUUGCGUGCGUAUUAAGUUCAAGGACAAAGCGGAUUGGAUUGUGGAGCGCGUGUUACGUGUGUGACAAUACUGGCACUCACUUGCUUUGCGGCGCGGAAAAGUUAAGCUUUGAAAGGAGGCCUGUGGGUGAUAUAAGAAGUGAUUUUUCGAUCGGAGACGGCUUCAAAAAUUAGGGGCUGAACUGUGCGCUUGCGAACGAAUCCUCCAUAGAAACGUUCGACUAAGCUUUGGAAUAAUUCCACCAAGGAUCACCCAUUCCAGCACUGCAUGCGCUGCAUGAAGAUAUACGAAUAUAUCCAAACUUGCGAGGGUUGUUGAUUUCUAGCGUCACAAAGCAUUUGCAUGCCAGAGCCUAGCCAUGGCCCCAAAAUCAACGGAAGAUGACUCGAUGGAGUCUCGGACACCUACAACAGCGCCGUCCUCCCCACCUGACGUCGGAGUGGAAGAACCGCCGGCAACCAGCAAUCUUCUCAAUGACGAGCAGCUGAAGCAGAUUGGUGCCGAGGAAAAGAAGGCCCAUCUGCAGAACAGACGAACAGAGCUUGCCCGCCAGAAACGAUUGGCGGCAAAGAAAAGUCGUGUUCUGGGCAAGGAAGCUGCAGAGGCCAAAGCACGCGAACUAGACGAACUGUUAGCCAAGAGUGCGGCAUUUUCGAAUAUUCUCACGAAGAAGACGCAAGUCCUCGGUCGAGUCGGGAGCGGCUUCGAUGGGAAAGCACUCGGCGAGCAUGAUUUGGAAAUGGCUCAGCAGCCGAAGAUCAUGAGCGGCGGUACGAUGCGCGACUACCAGCUCGAAGGUUUGACGUGGAUGUAUGAGAUUUGCGCGCAGGGCAUGAGUGGCAUCCUGGCCGAUGAGAUGGGUCUGGGAAAGACCAUCCAGACGAUAUCGCUUAUUGCGCUGCUGCGAGAAAAAGAGAAAUAUCUUGGUCCUCAUCUCAUUGUUGCGCCGCUUAGCACGUUAUCGAAUUGGGUAGAGGAGUUUCAGAAGUGGACGCCGACCGUGCCGGUUUUGCUAUAUCAUGGCGACCCAGCGAAACGAGAGGAGCUAAGGACGACAAAGAUCACUAAACAUCUGGAGAACGGCAGGCCAACGUCAAAGUUUCCGGUUGUGUGUACGAGCUAUGAUAUUAUAUUGAGGGAUAAGAAUUACUUGUCGCAUAUUAACUGGGAGUUUAUCAUAAUUGACGAGGGGCAUCGGUUGAAGAACUUCAACAGCCAGCUAUUCCAGGAGUUAAGGAAGUUUACGUCAGCUACUAGGUUGCUGAUUUCGGGAACGCCACUACAGAAUAACCUCAAAGAGCUCUGGUCCUUGCUCAACUUUCUCCUCCCAACCGUGUUUGUGGAUUGGGAAGCCUUCGAGUCAUGGUUUGACUUCAGUGAUCUACAAGACGAGGAGGGGACAGAGGAGUUUAUUGCCGACCAGAAGAAACAGGAGCUUGUGAAAAAGAUACAUCUAGUUUUGCAACCUCUCUUGCUACGCCGUAUCAAGGCCGAUGUGGAGCAUAUGCUUCCCAGGAAGCGCGAAUACGUUUUAUACGCACCGAUGACGGAGCAGCAGACCGAGUUGUACGAUAUUCUAUCGGAUAAAAGCCAAGAUGCUAGAAAAUAUCUGGAAAACAAGGUCGUCGAACGCAUUACAGGAGCAAGAAACGCAUCUAAAGGGUCUACAAAAACUACAACUAAAGCCGCAAGAUCAACAGCACCACCCAAAGUUGAAUCUGACAGUGAGGAGAAGGUUCCCCUUAGCGUCUCCAUCCGCACUCGCAAGGCAAAGGCAGAACUCGAGCAAAAACCAGCCACACGCCUAAAUGCGUUUGAGAUGAUGAUGGUUGGUAAGAAGAAGGCAAUGCCGCCACGGACCCCAUCAAAAGCCAGUCUCAAACGCAAGUCCUCAGAUGAUAGUAUUGCGUCUUCUGCCAAAAGCAUAAAGUCGAGCCGCCAAUCAACGCCAGCCACAGCCUCUAAGUCGAAACCCAAGCGCAAAUCCUACAAGGAAGCAGAUGCCUCCGAUGAGGAUAAACUGAGCGACGACGAAUUCGAGGCCAAAUUGGCUGAGGAGCUGGCAGAAGCUGACAUAGCUAGCUCCUCCGAUUCCGACGACGAAUCUCGCGAGCUCGCCAAAACCCUCGAGAUGGCAAAGCGCGAGAUUGCUACGAAGAAGCUUGGCAACCCGCUGAUGCAGUUGCGCCUUGUAUGCAACUCACCCCACAACUUCUACAACCCCUGGUCUGCAGACUCCAAGAUGCCCAUCGACGAAACCCUCGUCUCCUCUAGCGGGAAAAUGCUCCUUCUCGACCGUCUGCUCAAUGCACUAUUCGCCGCAAACCAUAAAGUUCUGAUCUUCAGCCAGUUCAAGACCCAGCUUGACAUACUCGAGGACUAUGCGCGGGACCUGCGCAGUUGGAAUGUAUGCCGCAUCGACGGUGGCGUGGCACAGGACGACCGACGCCAGCAGAUCAAGGACUUCAAUGGGGACCCCGAACAUCGGCUAUUUCUGCUUAGCACGCGUGCUGGUGGACAGGGCAUCAACCUCGCGAGUGCGGAUACAGUCGUGCUAUUUGAUAGCGAUUGGAAUCCGCAGCAGGAUCUACAGGCUAUUGAUCGCGCGCAUCGGAUUGGGCAGACACGGCCAGUGGUUGUGUUCAGACUUGCGACGAAGGGGACGGUGGAGGAGGAGCUGUUGAUGAGUGCGGAUGCGAAGAGGAGGCUUGAGAAGCUUGUUAUUAAGAAGGGGGGGUUCAGGACUAUGGGUCAGAAGAUGGAUAAUAGGGAGGAUUUGGAUGAGGCGGAGUUGAGGAAGCUGUUGUUGCGGGAUGGACAGGUGUAUACGUAUAAGGGUGGUGGUGAGAUUCUGAGCGAUGCGGAUCUGGGGGUCUUGUGCGAUAGGAGUGAGGAUGCUUAUAUAAGGGCGGAGCAGGGGCUUGGGAAUGCGGAGGGCUUCAAGAUUGUGGAGACGAAGGAUGGUGGACUGCUGGUUGGAGGGGAGAUGAAGUGAUAAAAAUGAAGCACAGCUUCUACGAGUGCUUGCGAGGGGUUUUAUACCAACGAGUUACUAUUGGUAGUGUGGAGUAUAUAUGAAUUUAACGAGCUGAGGGCCAAUGUAAACGCAAAGGUAGCAUAUGAUAAGAAGUAAUACUAUGAACCUAAAUAUAUACUAUGAAUCCC